Schistocerca cancellata (South American locust) is the source of this 1733-nucleotide messenger RNA. Its product is annotated as acetylcholinesterase-like. The coding region runs from base 26 to 1651 and encodes 541 amino acids. The record is from RefSeq and is a predicted model, not a curated record. The transcript is spliced from 11 exons. NCBI's taxonomy places the organism in Eukaryota, Metazoa, Arthropoda, Insecta, Orthoptera, Acrididae.
UCUAAGAGAGCACUGUCGUUACGCAAUGUGGUCUGCUGCCUACGUAGUAGCUAUAGGCCUCGUCCUCUGUACAGCACAGGAGGCCGACUACGCCACUGUGCGGGUGUCUGGAGGUCUGGUGCGGGGCUACAGGACGACCAGCGUCCGCGGCACGCCCUACUGGAACUUCCAGGGCCUGCCCUACGCUGCUCCUCCAGUGGGGCUCUUGCGAUUUGCGGAGCCGCAGCCGGCAGCCAGCUGGGAUGACGUCAGGAACGCCACGGAGGAAGCGCCCCAGUGUCUGCAGGUGGGCGACGCUGGUGACGUAGUCGGCGAUGAAGACUGCCUCUACCUCAACGUAUACACGCCAGAGCUGAACGCUGAUGUACCAAGAACGGUGAUGGUGUGGAUUCACGGAGGAGGUUUCGUGGGAGGUUCACCUUCCAAAUCAGAGUACGGGCCAGACUUCUUCAUGGAUCGGGACGUGGUCGUCGCCAGCAUCUCCUACCGAUUAGGUACAUUGGGCUUCCUGAGCCUGGAGGACGAGGUGCUGCCGGGUAACCUGGGCCUCAAGGACCAGGCGGCGGCGCUGCGGUGGCUGCGAGACAACGUGGCGGCCUUCGGCGGCGACCCGGCUGCCAUCACGCUCUUCGGCCACAGCGCGGGCUCUGCUUCGGUUGCUCUGCACGUGCUGUCGCCACUGUCCGCAGGGCUGUUCUCACGCGCCAUCGCGCAAAGCGGUCCGCCCGUGGGGUCGGUGACCUUGACGACCGGCGCCCGCGACAAGGCGUUCCGCCUCGCCAGGCUCCUUGGUUACCAGGGAAACGACUCCCAGCAGUUCCUCGAUCUGCUCCGUGCUGCCGACGCGAAAGACUUGGUCGACGUGGAUGAUCGCAUUCUCACAGAAGAGGAGAAGAUGCGCUACAUCCAGUUCGCAUUCGUUCCUAUCGUGGAGCCAGCGCUGGCGGGUGCCUUCCUGCCGGAACCCCCACAGACGCUGGCCAGGGAGGGCCGCUUCAACCAGGUGCCCUUCAUUACCGGCGUCACCACAGCCGACGGCAACAUGCUGCUGCCCAUGCUGGAAGACCCACAAUGGCUGGAAACGCUGAACACAAACCUGUCGGCCGUCCUCAGCGGUGACUUCCGGGACGUGGACACACCUGAGGAGCAGCAGGACCUCGCCUCCAAGGUCAAGGACUUCUACUUUGGAGCCGGCAAUAACAUCACAGACACACCUGAGGGUCUCCUCAAUGCGUCUAUGAUGUUCACGGACAUCAAAUUCGCCGAGCCGACGGAUUCCAUAUUGCAUCUCAUGGCCAACGCAUCCUCACAGACUUUUUACUACUAUCAAUUUGCCUACAGAAGUCCGAAUACGCCCUUGCCGCAGUAUCCAGGAGUGGCUCACGGAGCAGAAGUGCAGCUGGAGUUCAUGAGAGAAAACACCACUGCUGACCUGGACCCAGACUCUGAAGACGGUCGCGUCAGAGACAGAUGGGUUAACAUGCUGACGGAUUUCGCGAAGUACGGGGACCCAAUGGCCAACACGACAGGCGUGUGGCAGCCCUUCACGCGCACAUCGAGUUAUUACCUGAUAGUCAACACGACGGAUUCCUUGGGCCAGAACAAGGACGAGCAGCGGAUGGAGUUCUGGCGGCAAAAUAUGCCACUCUGACAUCUAAAUUUCUACAGUCUGCAACGUGAACACCGGACAUGACGCGUCUACGCAGUGAAUCCUGUGAAUUUUGUUGUACAUA